Molecule: messenger RNA, 891 nt
Organism: Fusarium keratoplasticum
Lineage: Eukaryota; Fungi; Ascomycota; Sordariomycetes; Hypocreales; Nectriaceae
Product: FAA-hydrolase domain-containing protein
Exons: 4
Coding region: 1-891 (296 amino acids)
Molecular function (GO): catalytic activity
Source: RefSeq, a predicted model, not a curated record
AUGAAGGUUACUUGGCAACGAUUAAUACGCUUUGUCUCGACAGACGGGCGCGUCCUCCGUGGAGAACCGAUUUUCCCCGGACCCGACUUUGACGUUGGAAACACAACAGAAGACACCCGUCUCAAGGCCAGGGUCAUUGUGGGAGAUGAUAUCUACGAUGAGACAGGUAAAACUCGAGUCACGGAUGAAGUCGUUACCGUCAAGACACUUCUUGGACCGCUUGCCCCGACCGAGGUACCCAUCCUUCGCUGCGCUGGACUGAAUUAUGCUACCCACAUCCGUGAAGCAGGGCGCAAAGUACCGCCCUUUCCAUCAAUCUUUUUCAAGCCCUCAACGACAGUGACGGAUCAUGGAGUCGAUGUCGUGAUCCCAAAGAUUGCACAAGAUGACCAGGCUGAUUAUGAAGGAGAACUAGUCAUUGUCAUCGGAAAAGAUGCCAAGGAUGUCAAGGAAAGCGAAGCCUUGGACUAUGUCGCCGCUUACACGGCAGGAAACGACAUUUCAUCACGCAAAUGGCAGCGAGACCCAAACCGUGCUGGUGGCGUGCCGCAAUGGGGCUUCUCAAAGGGCUUCGACACUUUUGCCCCUCUGGGCCCUGUGCUCGUAUCAUCUGCCUUGAUUCCAGAGCCGAAGGCACUCCAUCUGAAGACAAUUGUGGAUGGAGAAGUGCGACAGUCGGCAGGAGUUGAUGACCUUGUGUUUUCCAUUCCGGCAUUAAUCGCACAUCUUUCUUCUGGGACUACGCUUCAGAAGGGAAGUGUUAUCAUGACCGGGACUCCCGGCGGAGUCGGAGCUGGACAAGAUCCUCCCAAGUAUCUUGUCCCAGGCACUAGAAUGGAGGUGAAGAUUAGCGAGAUCGGCACUCUGAAGAAUGGCGUUGAGUUUGCCUAG